AUGUCCUGCUCCAGCGAGCCGUGCGGCGUGAGCUGCCCGCAGCCCGUGGCCCAGAGCGUCAACGAGCCGUGUGUGCAGCAGUGCCCCGAGUCCAGAGCCCUGAUCCUGCCCCCGCCCGUGGUGGUGACCAUCCCGGGCCCCGUGCUCAGCACCUUCCCCCAGGAGAGCGUCGUGGGAUCGUCGGGCCCAGCAUAUGGGGGCUCCCUUGGCUAUGGCCGUUCCCUGGGUUAUGGAGGUGACACUGGCUAUGGGGGCUCCUUUGGGGGCUAUGGAAGCUCCCUCGGGGGCUACGGGGGCUCCCUUGGGGGCUAUGGGGGCUCCCUUGGGGGCUACGGGGGCUCCUGUGGGGGCUAUGGAGGCUCCCUCGGAGGCUAUGGGGGCUCUCUCGGGGGCUAUGGGGGCUCCUUUGGCAAUUGCGGGCGCUCCUACAGCUCUGGGUUCUCCUCACAGGGCCUGGGCUAUUUCCUGCCUGGCUCCCAGAGAUGGCGCAGGUCCCGCCGCGGGAGCUGUGGGGUUUUCUAAAGCC
Molecule: messenger RNA, 526 nt
Organism: Ficedula albicollis (Collared flycatcher)
Lineage: Eukaryota; Metazoa; Chordata; Aves; Passeriformes; Muscicapidae
Product: scale keratin-like
Exons: 2
Coding region: 1-522 (173 amino acids)
Cellular component (GO): intermediate filament
Molecular function (GO): structural constituent of cytoskeleton
Source: RefSeq, a predicted model, not a curated record